AUGAGAGCCUUUUCAACUUUUUGCGUACUAUUCACAUUCGCUUUGCAGAGACUGGUAUCAGCUGAUGAUGGCUACGGUACCAGGAUAUUUACAGUUUGUUCAAAAGCUUGCGGUGAGUCCGUAUCCAGUGAAAGACACGAUGAUUUGUUGGAGUGUCAAAAUGAAUGCCAAACCAACCUAGUCAACCUAUUGUUGAAGAAAAACGGAGAUAUGCUUCGCGGGUCAGAAUUACUCAAAAAGAAGCAUGGAAUCAUCAGAAGAGCUACUAGCAAGGUUCUAAAGCCAGUAAGAACAGUGCUUGGCAUCCGCAAAAGGAGAAAUAAGGAACAAGACUCUUAG
This is a messenger RNA of Theileria equi strain WA, 339 nucleotides long. RefSeq names its product signal peptide-containing protein. The record is from RefSeq and is a predicted model, not a curated record. Bases 1 to 339 code for a protein of 112 amino acids. The transcript has 2 exons. NCBI's taxonomy places the organism in Eukaryota, Apicomplexa, Aconoidasida, Piroplasmida, Theileriidae.